Messenger RNA from Chrysoperla carnea, 2628 nucleotides. RefSeq names its product protein MLP1-like. Bases 1 to 2628 code for a protein of 875 amino acids. The transcript has 11 exons. Lineage: Eukaryota; Metazoa; Arthropoda; Insecta; Neuroptera; Chrysopidae. The record is from RefSeq and is a predicted model, not a curated record.
AUGCCGGACAUGAACCGAGAGAAAUGUGAUGCAUAUUACCGACGUAAAUCAUUAUUACAAAGUGAUCAAAUCGAAUUGCCAGCGCAAAAAGAAAUAUUAAAACGUCAUAAAGAACAUUUGACAAGUGUAUUAAAUGAAUAUAUUGGUAAACCAAUUCAAUUAGAUAUUGGUGUAACACCACCAUUAACUGGUGCUAAGGACGAUUUAUGGGUAUCACCAAGUGAUUUAUUAAUCCCACAUGUACGAUUGAAACCACCAUUAACUAGCAAACAUGUUCAGGCAUUAACACAUGCUGGUAUUUUAGGUAAAUCUAAGCAACGUAUAGCUAUUGGCAGAGAAAUACAAGAAAAAUAUCAAAAUGAAAUAUUAGAUCGUUUUGAUGUUGAAAUGAGACUGUUAGCAGAUAAAUUAAAUUUUAUUUGCCACAAAGAAAUUACAAAGGCUGUAUUCGAAGAAAGACUUCGUGGUGAAAAUGAAUUAAAAAUGGAACUCAAUCGGGUAGAACAUGAAUAUAAAAGUCAAUUGAAGGAAGAAUUAAAUAAAUUACAAUCUAUAUUGUUGGCGGAACAAGAACAAAAACUUGAAAAGCAAAAGCAAACGUUACUGGAAGAAGCAAGACAAAGCAAAAAAGAUGCAAUAAAUGAUAUAGCAAAUAAAUUAUUAAACAAAUUCCAACAUGAAUUUGAAUUACAAUCACAAAAACACAUUAAAGAUGUAGCACAAGCAAUUAGAAUUGAAGAAGAAAAAAUUACAAAAGCCUUAGAGAAUGCAAAUGCAGAUAAAUUAGAAGCAUUACGUAUAUUAAGGCAUGAUUUAGAAUGUCGUAAUAUGGCAAAUUUGAUGUACAUCUUAACGGCUGAACGUAAUCGCUGCGAAAAUGAAAAACAAAAAAUUUACAAUGAAUAUAAAAUAUUAAUCGAUGAAAUGAUAUCAAAAGCAUUGGAUUUAUAUAAAGAUAUUUUAGAUUUAAAAUCAUCAUCCAAUAAAAUAAAAGAUAAAGAAUGGCUUUUACCACCAAGAUUUCAAACAAAAAUGGACACUUUUAAUGGGGAUGAAAAUAAAUAUGCAAUUAAAACAUUGGAUGAAGACUCGCCAUUACCAAGUCAACAAACAUUGAGUAGUAAAACUGAGUUAAAUCAUUUAUUGUAUAAUAAAUAUGUUUAUGUACGUGAAGAUUUUCGUAAUAGAAAAGCAAUAAAUCUCGAACGAAAUGAAUAUGGUUUAUGGCUCGAUGCAUCUUAUAACAGUGGAGACAAAGAUGAUGCAAUAAGUUUGGGUAAAAGAACAUAUUAUCCACCAUCUUCACAAGUUCAUUUCCAUUUGAAACCAACUGAUGAAGAUGAGAAGAAUGUAUCACAUAGUAGUUCAGUGCGAAAUGCCGAAGGACAACAAACGUUUAUAAAUCCAUCCAAAGAAAGUGAUAAUUCAGUGAGAAUUGAAGCAAAACAGCCCCAAAGUACACGCAAUGGAAAUAAUCAAAACGGUAAAACACAAUCAACAAUCUCACGUGGCUCCAUAUUACGACGAGCAUCGUUUAAAGGGAGUAAAAAAAGUAUUAUUGGUAUGAUCACUACAGCCAUGAACCGAAAACCUUCCAGUGCACUUAUAGAACAAGCAGAUGAAGAUUUGGAUGUACCAGUUCGAUUGUCUGCUGUUGAUAUGGUUUCUGAACAUACGAAUAAACAUUCUUCAAAAUUACUUGUCACUAAAAACUCAUUAGUUAUACAUCAACGUAAAAAUGAGCCAAUCAAUGUGAAUGAGUCUGACGAAACUCCAGGUGAAAUAAUCGAGAAUAAAGAUUUACUUACGAAACCUUUAAUAACAACAAGUGUAGUAUCAUUUUUAAUAGCGCCAGUUAAGGAUGAUCUUGAUUCUAUAACAACAUCCAAAUUAUCAGUAGCACGUAAUUCUGUUGAACUGAUCAGACAAAAAAGUGCUACCCGAUCAAAAACUGAUGUACCAUCGCCAAAAAAGAAACCCACAUCGUCUGCAAGUUCAAUAUUGUUUAAAAUGCUACCAAAUGAUGAUGUGAGAUUGUAUAAAAAACCAUCACCAAACAAUAUCACAGAAGUAAGAAAAAUACCAUCAAAGAAAAUACGAAAAUCGAUUGGCCACGACGAUGAAGUUCCUAUUGAAGCUAUUGCAUCAAAAUUGACAUUAGCAACAGAUUCAAUUGAAUUAGUGAAACAAAAAAGUAAGAGUGCUACAAAAGUCAAAUCAAAGGCAACAAAAGGAGAUAUUAAAAGUUCAAUCUUGAUCGCUCAUAAUGGAUCUGUGAAUGUUAAUGAUCAACAAUCAGGUCAAAAUCCUUCACUUAGUACUGAUGCUGUUAAUACAAACAAAUACGAAGAUAUUGUUAAGAAUUGGUCUGAUGCAAAUAAGAUAAAAAAUAAUGAUGCACAACUAUCACCAUUAUCAAAAGGUAAAAUAUCACGUGUAGCGAUUAUUGAAGAGCCAGUGAAUAUUAUAUACGCGGAUUCAGUUUCUUAUUCGGGAGCAAUCAAUCCUUUCAAUGAAUUGGACACAAUGGAUCUAUUUUCAUUAAAUCAUUUAGAUGCUGGCGACGCUCAAGACUUUGCGCCCCUUUCACCUCCGGGAAUAGACGGUCCAGUUAAGCAUGACAAAUAA